CUUUCUUCCUAUUGGUUGUUCAGUUUCUACACAGACUCGCAUAUGAGUUGAGCUGCAGCAGAGUUGCUGCUGAUUUGAUGCUCUGCUCCUGACAUUUGAAAAGGGCUUUGAAAGUGAACAUAAAGUAGCACAGUUGCCGUUCACAAGCAAAAAUGGGAGUUGGGGAUGGACGGGACCAGUAUGAGCUGGCGGCAACGUCAGAUCAAGGAGGGAAGAAAAAGAACAAAGCCAAGAAGAAGGAGAAAGAUAUGGAUGAGCUAAAAAGGGAAGUGGAUUUGGAUGAUCACAAACUGACUUUGGAAGAACUCCACCGUAAAUAUGGUACAGACUUGAGCAGAGGUCUUACAAGCGCCCGUGCGGCAGAGAUUCUGAUCCGUGAUGGACCUAAUGCCCUCACUCCACCUCCAACUAUCCCAGAAUGGGUGAAGUUCUGUAAGCAGAUGUUUGGAGGUUUCUCCAUGCUAUUGUGGACCGGUGCCGUUCUCUGCUUUCUUGCAUAUGGCAUUCAGGCAGCAAUGGAGGAUGAGCCUGCCAAUGACAAUCUGUAUUUGGGAGUUGUGUUAUCAGCUGUGGUGAUCAUCACCGGAUGUUUCUCAUACUAUCAAGAUGCUAAGAGCUCAAAAAUUAUGGAUUCUUUCAAGAAUUUGGUUCCCCAGCAAGCAUUGGUUGUCCGUGAUGGUGAGAAGAAGCAAAUUAACGCUGAAAACGUGGUGGUUGGUGAUCUGGUGGAAGUAAAAGGUGGUGACAGGAUCCCUGCUGACCUGAGAAUCAUAGCCUCACAUGGCUGCAAGGUGGAUAACUCCUCACUGACUGGAGAAUCAGAGCCUCAGACACGGUCCCCCGAUUUCUCAAAUGAUAAUCCUCUAGAGACCAGGAAUAUUGCUUUCUUCUCCACCAAUUGUGUAGAAGGUACUGCACGUGGUAUCGUCAUCAGCACCGGCGACCGUACUGUAAUGGGCCGAAUUGCAACACUUGCGUCUGGUCUAGAGGUUGGGCGCACCCCCAUCUCCAUUGAGAUUGAACACUUCAUCCACAUCAUCACAGGCGUGGCUGUCUUCCUGGGUGUCUCUUUCUUUAUUCUGUCUCUUGUUCUUGGUUACUCCUGGUUGGAGGCUGUUAUCUUUCUUAUUGGCAUCAUUGUGGCCAAUGUACCUGAAGGUCUUCUUGCUACAGUCACGGUCUGUCUCACCCUCACAGCUAAACGUAUGGCUAAGAAAAACUGUUUGGUUAAGAACCUUGAGGCCGUUGAAACCCUGGGCUCAACCUCAACCAUCUGUUCUGAUAAAACUGGCACAUUAACGCAGAAUCGCAUGACUGUAGCUCACAUGUGGUUUGAUAACCAGAUCCAUGAGGCUGACACCACAGAAAAUCAGAGCGGGACCUCUUUUGACCGCAGCUCGGCCACCUGGACUGCAUUGGCACGCAUUGCUGGGCUCUGCAACAGGGCUGUGUUCCUGGCAGAACAGACCGAUGUGCCAAUUCUGAAGAGAGAUGUUGCUGGGGAUGCAUCUGAAUCUGCUCUGCUGAAAUGCAUUGAGCUUUGCUGUGGAUCAGUGAAAGAAAUGAGAGAAAAGUACACCAAAGUAGCAGAAAUCCCUUUCAACUCUACAAACAAAUAUCAGCUGUCAGUGCACAAGAACCCAAAUGGUGGCACAGAGUCUAAACACCUGCUGGUCGUGAAAGGAGCCCCGGAGAGAAUACUGGACCGCUGUGCUACUAUAUUGAUCCAAGGGAAGGAGCAGCCUUUGGAUGAUGAAAUGAAAGAAUCCUUUCAGAAUGCUUAUCUGGAGCUUGGGGGCCUUGGAGAAAGAGUUUUGGGCUUCUGUCAUUUCAACCUCCCUGAUGAACAGUUUCCAGAAGGUUUCCAGUUUGAUACUGAGGAUGUGAAUUUCCCUACUGAGAAUCUGUGCUUUGUGGGUCUCAUGUCAAUGAUCGACCCUCCACGUGCUGCUGUACCUGAUGCUGUAGGCAAAUGCAGAAGUGCAGGAAUCAAGGUUAUCAUGGUAACUGGUGACCAUCCAAUCACUGCAAAAGCCAUAGCAAAGGGUGUUGGGAUUAUUUCUGAGGGUAAUGAGACUGUGGAAGACAUUGCUGCUCGCUUGAAUAUACCAGUCAAUGAGGUCAACCCCAGAGAUGCAAAGGCCUGUGUGGUUCAUGGUGGAGACUUGAAGGACCUCACAGCUGAACAACUAGAUGAUAUUCUGAAGUACCACACAGAAAUUGUGUUCGCCAGAACAUCACCACAGCAGAAACUGAUUAUUGUUGAGGGGUGUCAGCGACAGGGAGCCAUUGUGGCUGUAACAGGGGACGGUGUGAAUGAUUCUCCUGCACUGAAGAAGGCUGAUAUUGGUGUUGCUAUGGGCAUUGCUGGCUCAGACGUGUCCAAACAGGCUGCUGACAUGAUCCUGCUAGAUGACAACUUUGCCUCAAUUGUCACAGGCGUAGAAGAAGGGCGUCUGAUCUUUGACAACUUGAAGAAGUCCAUUGCUUACACCCUGACCAGUAACAUCCCUGAGAUCACACCCUUUCUGUUCUUCAUUAUCGCCAACAUUCCCUUGCCUUUAGGAACUGUGACCAUUCUGUGUAUUGACCUGGGAACAGACAUGGUCCCUGCUAUUUCUCUAGCAUAUGAGGCUGCUGAGAGUGAUAUCAUGAAGAGACAACCCAGAAACCCUAAAACAGACAAGUUGGUGAAUGAAAGACUUAUUAGCAUUGCAUAUGGGCAGAUAGGUAUGAUUCAGGCUCUGGCUGGAUUUUUUGCAUACUUUGUCAUUCUUGCCGAAAAUGGCUUUUUACCAUCAAGACUACUAGGAAUUCGUGUUGGCUGGGAUGACAAACAUAUUAAUGACCUGGAGGACAGUUACGGGCAACAGUGGACUUAUGAACAGAGAAAGAUUGUGGAGUUCACUUGCCACACAGCAUUCUUCGCGAGCAUUGUGAUUGUGCAGUGGGCCGAUCUGAUUAUCUGCAAGACCAGGCGUAAUUCUGUCUUCCAGCAGGGAAUGAAGAACAAAAUCCUGAUCUUUGGAUUGUUUGAGGAAACAGCACUAGCGGCUUUCUUGUCUUACUGCCCUGGCAUGGAUGUGGCUCUCAGAAUGUACCCACUCAAGCUCAAUUGGUGGUUCUGUGCCUUGCCAUACUCUCUUCUCAUCUUUAUUUACGAUGAAAUCAGAAAGCUCGUCCUUAGAAGGAACCCUGGAGGUUGGGUGGAAAGAGAGACGUACUACUAGACCAUCAUGUUAGCAAUACUUUUGUGAGCUAUCUUUGUGGCGUUACAGUAGUUUCUCUAUUGUGAAAUUAACCUGUACAUUUUUAAAUAUUUUUAUAUAGAACAAUUGUAGUACCGAGAUCAUGCUGACACUCCAUGCCGUGCUUAGACUUGAAAAACUUGAAAAGUUUUUAAUUGUGUAAUUUGAAUAAACUGUCGACUUCACUAAAGAUGUGGUCUCAUUCAAUAACUUCCUGUCUUGUAAGUGACAGUAAGAUUUCUGAAUUUUUUUGUACCAGCUUUUGUACAAGCUUUUUUGUUCUAAAUAAAUAUAUUUAAGUGUAUAAUUAAGACACAUCAAUAUCAACAUAGUGCCUAUGUUGCUUGUUAUAUAGUUUGUACUAAAAUGUGUUUUUCUGCCUUCAUUCAAUCAACUUUCUCACUGAAUGGUUCUUUCAAGAUGGCUAAGAGCCUAGUAACCCAGAAGAAUAGAAUCAUGUUGGCAUGGAUACACAGCAGUAGCCCUAAACUGUUUCAUUUAGAAUUUAAGGAACAGAAUGUGCCUGUAUUUUUCUCUUAGUUUUUCAUUCAUUUAGAACCCACUGGAAUGUUAAACCACUCUUUGCUUUUUGUUAUUCUGCAAUGGUGUUACCGGGUUGAUUUGGCUUAACACACACACGAACACACGCGCGCACACACACACACAUCCACACACAAACUAAGCUAACCACUGCACAAAAAUUCAUCUUUCUGAACUACUUUUUUGACUGCAUGAUUCAUUUUGAGCGCAUGAUUCAUUUUGAGCAUGAGCAACAUGAAAGGGCAGUGACUUCUAGAUCAAUACUUUUCAGCCCACUAUAGAUAAAUCGUGAUUUAUUAGUGCAAAGUCCAUGCUUUUUGUUUUUACAGACAAAUAAAUUACUAAAAUUUAUCUCAGUCAAACUUUCUUUUUGUGAAUGUGAUUAACAGAUUAACACUAACUAAUUUUGAGUCUCUGACUGAAUGUGACAAACUACACUCAAACUCAAGACAAUAUAUUCAAACUACCACAUAAAACUGUAGGCAAUUAAUUUUUUUUUAUAAUUAUGAACCUUUUUUUUUUUUUUAUCAGUAUUUGAACAUAAUAUAGCUUACAUAUUGUUCAGCAAUAUCUUGGAAGUCAAGGUGACCCAAGUCCUGCUGAUCUUGAUCCAGAUCCUGACAGAGCCAGAUGGGUCUACAGUCAAUAUUACUCUCAUUAAUGUCAAUUCUGUGUUUAAUUGCCUUUUUUAGCUUGCAUUUAUCUCCUUGUCAACCUUCUUGUUCCACACUUAUUUAACCUAUUGAGUUUACACAUGCAGCUUGUCUAAUCCUUUUUCAGUCAAUGUGAGCCAGAAACCCCAUUUUGUGAGCCAUAAUUUACUUGCAUUUUGUCAUUGUUUUCCUAUUGAAAGAAAUAUUUUAGAAUAUGAAUUGUCUGCAUUUGGGUAAAAAAAAAAAAAAAAAUAUUACCUUGCCUAAGCGAAACAUGCAACUGCAUAUGCAUGUCAGCUGCAUGCUUUUGUAGACCAAUGCAAUGUGAUGUUCUUCUUUUUGAGCUAGAAAGUGUUUGACUCCAACCCAUAUAAGAAAGUAACUCUUCAAAGCACUAGAAGAGGCCUGCAGAGAUAUUAAGGAGUGGGAGGUGUGCAUGCAAAAUUCACAGUGUUCUUUCUUUACAAAGACUGAGAAACAUUGUGUGAUGUGGAUGAAAUUAUGGAAAGUAGUGGUGUGAGGAAUAAAUUCAGUGGCAACAACA
This is a messenger RNA of Ctenopharyngodon idella (grass carp), 4985 nucleotides long. RefSeq names its product ATPase Na+/K+ transporting subunit alpha 1b (gene atp1a1b). Gene Ontology annotation, cellular component: membrane. Bases 153 to 3230 code for a protein of 1025 amino acids. Gene Ontology annotation, biological process: potassium ion import across plasma membrane; intracellular potassium ion homeostasis; intracellular sodium ion homeostasis. Gene Ontology annotation, molecular function: ATP binding; P-type sodium:potassium-exchanging transporter activity; ATP hydrolysis activity. Lineage: Eukaryota; Metazoa; Chordata; Actinopteri; Cypriniformes; Xenocyprididae. The record is from RefSeq and is a predicted model, not a curated record. The transcript is spliced from 22 exons.